CCCUCCCCGCGGCAACCCGGCCUCUGCCCCCGCCUGUGUUUGGAUCAGGCUCAGUGAGAGUAACCAGAAGUUAACGAGGUCUGUGGGGUCUGAAGCUGAAAACAACCUCCUGGGCAUGAUAGGGAGGAAUCAAAAUCAGGGAGGUACGGCUGCAUCUCUGACUACCUUCAGAAGACACAUUACUGACAAUAGAAACUGCCUGUACUGUGGUGACACAGUGUGAGAUGUUUUAACUGUGACCCAGGACUUCAUAAUGACAUCAAACAGGCUCAGUGCUUGACACCGACACUGAACUUCUGUCGCUCUCUGAUAGAGAGACUCUUCUGAACUCCUAACACUUGCUGGAAUCAUGUUGCUCCAGGGACAAGAGUCACCUUCCCAUACUGUGACCCAUCACAGCGAACUGACUCUACUGCGGGGCCAAGCUGCCACAGAUACACAGUGGACAGCACUGCCUUAGCCGCUCUGUUCCUCUUCUGUAAAAACAGACCCCUCUCACAUGGAGAGGUUUCUAUAUAGUUUUCCUCCUUAGUUGCCCAGUUGCCCAGAAAGGUGACGGCUGCAUGGACCGAGUUUCAAGACAGUCAACACCCAGGUAUGGCUGUUUGCUGGUGCCUUGCACUCCCUCCAACAGUCAGUCUGCUAGGCCUAAUGCAGACCACAACCAUUUCUCUUCAGUCAAGGUCUCUGAAGUCAAAGGAAGCAAAGUCAAAUUGCGUUGUGAGCAGUGGCACACCUUGCUGAAACAGUUGGAGAGAGCAUAAUGAAUGUCUGUUCGUAGGGAGUCAUUUUUAUACUGAUAAUUGAAAGCCCUCUGCUCAGUUCAGCACAUCAGUCUCCUAAAUUACACAAUACAUUUUCAGAACAGCCUAAAAAGCUUGAAAGAAACCAGUGUAGAAGCUUACAGCCCUGUUUCUCCUGCCUAGCUCAAACUCAUCCUGGCAAAAUAGGCUCUGCACCACGGCAGUUGAAAGAUAACCUUGGGGACCCAUUACUGAGAAGAAAUAAGAGUGCUAUGCAGCUCACAGCCUCCCCUCCAGGUGAGCCAUUAGAAAGAAAAUCAGAAAAUUAAUUUUUACAGGUUUGGAAAGUCCAGCGUAUUGCUUUUUCUUAGGCCUCUAUGGUGGAGGAGUGGGAAAGCAGACUACAAGUGCUGGGGAGACUACAAGAGAGAGAGAGGCCACAGUACCUUCUAUAGUUUCUUUCCUGCAACUGUCAGAGGUGGGUGGCUGAUUACAAAAGGUGAAAAGUGAGAGACAGUUUGGCAGAACAGAUUUGUGGAAUGAACUCAAUAAUCAAUCACUGCAGCUGUUAGCAGAGGGCAUGGCCCUCCUGUGCAUUGUAGGAAUUUCUUCAAAAGAAGCCAUCAGAAGGCAGUGUAAUUGUUAGGCAGUGGCUGCUGCUAGGCUUGUGUUUCUUCAGUCUGUGGCAUGACUCUUGAGGAACAGGACCCCGUGUCAUGAGCAUGAGUUAUGCAGACUCUUUGCACAAACCUCAGAGGUUGAUGGAAAAACAGGCCAUGGCCAGGAAAAUCCAUUGCCACUCAUGAGCCAGAUCUGCUCUGGGGAGCAGUGAAAUGAGCCUGUUGAAGGUGGUGGCAUUGUCCAGCCAGCCAUGCAAGCACAACACAGGUUAUCCCCAGGCCUCAGCUGCCACCUGUGUUUGGGGCAUUGGGAACUUCACCUCUGAGAACUUGUACCCACAAGCAACAUCCUCUGAGUGCUAAAUGCUGGAGCUGGUCCCAGGGAGCUUGUUAACAGCCAAGAGUUCUGGACAGAACUUGUAGGUAGGCGGUAGUUAUCUGUCAGUUCUGACCUCUACCUAAUACCAGUUUUUGGACACAAGCCUUGUUUGGGAUAAUCCUGGUGUAAAUCCAUAUACCUGGUGGUAUAUGCAUCACCACCCAUAGGUCUUGGACUCUCUCCUCCACCACGUUGGGCUCUCUCCCCGACUGCAGCAGCCAGUAGGAUCUGGUCUCUCAUUGCUUUGGGUCACAGAGAUGACUCUGGGGCUCAGGUGGGAAUAAUGCAUUCUCUAGUGAAUGCAUUCUCUAAGACUCCUGUGACCUGCAUCCUUAAAUCACUUCUGGUAGGAGGCUCCAUCAGCAGUCACCUCAGGGAAAAGGAAAAAUUCCUCACAGAAAUUAUCAGGAAUAAGUGAUUUCUGAUAGAGCUCCAAGUGGAGGAAGUUGCACUGGGAUGUUCCCUGGACCUUCCCCUCCGUGGCAGGACUGUCAUCCUAUUAGCCAAAGCCAGAUUGUGGAGCUGUCCUCCAGGUCCCUCAUGCCUUCUCUAGCAAUGUUACUCACCCCUCUGACAGAGCAGCCCAGCAUCUCACAAGAGUGUGCAUCUGCCCCUGCACAGCCUGGAAAACCAAGCCCCAAGGGAAGGGCCCUAUGUAGGAUGCACGGCAGAAUUUGGAUGUCUCACAGAAUUCAUUCUGCUGCAUCUACUUCUACAAAGUGCUGCAGGCUACUGCAGUGAAACUGUUGCCUGUGGAGGACCAAAUUAGACUCCAUCUGGAAAGGUGCUGAGGCGUUGGCUGGGCUGCACUGGGCUGGUGGACAGAUCUGCUCUUAAGUAAAGCUGUGCAAAAACUGGGAAGUGCUGCAUCGGAGCUUUUGAAUUUGGACCACUUCCAGGCCUGACAUCCAGAAACUCAUCCCUAUGGGCAGUAAAGACAAAGAGGCUGGAUGCCAAGGAGGAAGAAUGGUAAAGGCAGCAUCUUUCCAGGAUCCAUGGGCUCUUUGAGAGAUGAUCAGAGGGAGGCCAGAUGAUCUGCACAACACGCACACCACUGUUUCUCAUCUACAAAGGCAGCAUCGGAGCGUUCUCCCCAGCCCUGCACCACCCGGCUUGCCCGAUCGUUUCCGGAUGUUUCGCAGCUGCGAAUGGGAGGUCCUGGAGCGAUCCCUCAAUAUCCUCCAGGCCAGUGACUUUUACUGGGGCCCCUUGUCUGUGGGGGAGGCCCACGCCAAACUCCAGAGGGAGCCUGUAGGCACCUACUUGGUGCGGGACAGCUCACAGGGGAACUGCUUGUUCAGCCUGAGUGUGCGGAUGCCAACGGGGCCUGUCAGCCUCCGAAUCUCUUUCCAGGAGGGCUAUUUCCGCCUGAAGAACUGGUUUUCAGACUGUGUGGUCCAGCUGCUGGAGCUGGUGGUGGCAGGGACCCGGAACAACCCCUUACACUUUGAUGAGAUGGGGGGAACCCCCCUGGUCUUCUCUGAGCCCCUGUGCCGGAGCCGCCGGACAGUGCCCACCCUGCGAGAACUGUGCUACCGAAGCCUCCCCGCUGGUACAGGGUACAUAGAUACCUCUUAUGGGUGGGAAAUCCUUGUUACCCUUACUGUUCUUCUUGCUGCAUUGAGCAUCAUCGCAACAGCUUUGCUUCUGUGGAAAAGAAAGGUGUUGUGCCCUAGAAGGAGCCAGCUAAAUAUCCUGAGACAGAAGGUGGAAACUCAGCUCCCUUCAGCCAGCCCACCACCACCACCUCCUGUCUAUGAUAGCCUGGACGUGCGGCAAAUUGAUAUCUAUUCUGUCCUCGAGAACAAUACAAAGAACCCUUCACUCAAAAAAAAUCCUCCAAGAAAGACACCUCAGAAGCAAGCAACUCUAGAAGAAUCCUCUGAUACACUGUAUGAGAAUAUCUAACGGGGAAAGAUAUCUGACCCAGUGUGGACCAGACAUCUUUCUGUGUGGCAGAGCUACUCUUACAUCCCCGAUGAGAUGCAGAUACAUGCAGAGAUCUACAGUAACUUCAGAGCACAAGCACAAGGGACUUGUGAACCCCUGGCUCCUUCUAAACUGCCCUUCAUUAACAACAGAAUGCAUCUGUUAAAAUCCCUCAGGGCUCAGUCUGCACUGAUGCAGCAAAGCUAUUUUGCAGCAAAGCUGUUUGAUGCAAAAGAAAAGCUGCUUUUUUCAAGCACUUAUCUUGGGAAUGGGCAAUAUGUGAAGGUUUGUCUCACCUGCCCCGGCUGAAAUACUUAACUCUCGAUCCUCUGCAAAUGAUAGGACAAUCCAGAGAUCUCCCUACUUGCUGGCUUGAAGUUCAGAUCCUAACCUGCAGCAGUCCACCUGAUCCUGUGCUAGUGGCUUUCCCGAGGAGGCCUUCAGGCCUACAUGCAUAGUUUAACCAGAUCCAAGCAUCUACCUGCCCAUUUUUCUUUUCUCAGGAACCCCACAGUGAAACAUGCUUUCUCAUAAUCUGCUAAUCCCAUCAAGUAGUCACAGAUGCCUGCUGUGACCACAUUCAGGCGACUCAAAUCAGUGCCUCCAAGUAAAUGCUUCCUCUUCAGCAAUAUAAGCAGUUUAUGGUAAGGACUGGAUGCACUGACAGAGAUAAAGGUGGAGAAAAGGAAAACAGAAAAUAUCCCUGCCUGACAACAUGUCUCAGUGACAGUGCCCAUUCCAGAACAAGAAAGAGGAACAAGGAGGUGGGAACCUCAGGAAACUCCCUUGCUGGGGCCACAUGAGCCAGGCAGGUCUGGGGCCAGGUUCCAGCUCAGAGAAGUUCAAGCUGAGUUCCCCAGUUUCCUGCUCUUCUUGGCAAUCGCUUGGGAUUUUGAGCCUCUGUGGGAGCAGGCAUGGUACCUCUGGCCCACCAGAACCAAUAGGUUUGCCUUUGUUUCAACUGGCCGGUGUACAAUGGUAUAAGGCUCCUUUACCCCCUCCCCAUAUGUUAUUUGGCCAGGGAGACCAGUUCUGAAAUGACUGGAGGGAGGAGAAGCAAGGCCUUAGAAGUGAAUUUUCUAUCCAAGUUCUUCUCUCCCCUGUCAGCUGGAACUUGCCUACCAUUUGUGCUGAUGCAUAUUCUAGUUCUGAUAGGGAAGAAGUUACAUUAAAUAUCCAUAUAACACGAUCAAACCAGCGGAUCAAAAAAGCCGAGGCUGUUUUAUCUCAGAUUAAAAAACAACAACAAAAUAACAACCAAACAAACCAACCCAAAAUAAGAAUAUGCAGCAUAACUUGAGAGGAAUCAUAGAAACCUCUUUAAAGAAGAAGAUCAAAUUAAAAUUGAGCUCCAGGGUCAUAGGACCCUCUCUAGUUGAAGAUAAUGUUGCUAUGUAUCAGAGAUAGAGGCUGUGGAAAAUGUCUCCGGGGCCUCCAACCUUCCUAUACUAUGUUUAAAGAGAUAAUCCGCUUAUUGCUUUGCUCUUUUUAUUAGAAGAGAUUUCAAACAUGCAAUUUGGACUUUCUUUAACCACAGAAAAAUGCUUUUUCUCUUCCCAGUGCUGAGGAAUUUAUUUCAGAAAGAGCAAUGAAUAGACAGCAUGGCUUAUUAGAUCUGUUUAUCAUUUGUUAAGAGAUUGCAACAAUUAUAAAUAAAUAUUUUUUAAAUAAAAAGUUUUAGAUUUUACUAAUCUGAACAGGAAACAUUUGUGUUCACAGAAGAGUUUACAGAUAUAACAAUUCCUUUCCUUAACAAAUUUGAAGAAAUGAUGAAAUGAAUUAUAAAUAUAUUGCAAUAUGGCAAUAAAAUAUUCAGCAGAAGCUGGUGGAUUAGAUGAAAAGUAAAAACUUUCAAAA
Molecule: messenger RNA, 5528 nt
Organism: Lepidothrix coronata (blue-crowned manakin)
Lineage: Eukaryota; Metazoa; Chordata; Aves; Passeriformes; Pipridae
Gene: NFAM1
Product: NFAT activating protein with ITAM motif 1
Exons: 7
Coding region: 2754-3650 (298 amino acids)
Biological process (GO): B cell receptor signaling pathway; positive regulation of cytokine production; regulation of B cell differentiation
Cellular component (GO): membrane raft
Molecular function (GO): transmembrane signaling receptor activity
Source: RefSeq, a predicted model, not a curated record